Molecule: messenger RNA, 873 nt
Organism: Olea europaea var. sylvestris
Lineage: Eukaryota; Viridiplantae; Streptophyta; Magnoliopsida; Lamiales; Oleaceae
Product: NDR1/HIN1-like protein 1
Exons: 1
Coding region: 118-750 (210 amino acids)
Biological process (GO): defense response to other organism
Source: RefSeq, a predicted model, not a curated record
UUAUUUAAGCCUACACCAUAUACUCUCCAUUUUAUCUUAGAAGAAAAGCUCCCCCAGCCCCUCAACAAAAGCUCCACCCUUUACCGGCGCUGGCGCCUCGGCCCUCCUGCCGGAAUCAUGUCAGAAAAGUGUAGCCACCACAAGAGCAAGAGGCGAAAGCUCCUCUGGCGGUGGUUCUCCGCGAUUCUCAUCUUCAUCUUCAUCAUCCUAGUGAUCAUCCUCCUCGUGUUCGCCAUUCUCGAGCCCAAAAGCCCCCGUUUCGUCCUCCAAGACGCCACCGUCUUCAACCUCACUGUGUCGACCGCCACCCCGAACAUCAUCUCCACCAGCAUACAGGUGACCAUCUAUUCCCGGAACCCCAACGACAAAAUUGGCAUUUACUACGACAAAAUGGAUGUCUACGCCACAUAUCACCACCAGCAAAUCACUUAUUUCACAUCCAUCCCACCAGUGUACCAGGGCCACAAGGACGUGAACCUAUGGUCCCCUUUUGUCUAUGGAGAUAACGUGCCGGUGGCGCCGUUCAAUGGCUUGGCCCUGAGCCAGGACCAGAGCAAUGGUGUCAUACCGGUCGUGUUCAAGAUUGAUAGCCGUGUGAAAUGGAAAGUUGGUUCGUUCGUCACCGGCCGAUACCACCUCCACGUCAGCUGUCCGGCGUAUAUAUCUCUCGGAAACAACCAGAACACCGGAAUAUGGAUCGGAAAUGCAGUUAAGUAUCAAAUUUCUCAGAGUUGUAGUGUGAGUAUAUGAUAUGAAGAUGAAGAAUUGUAAAUUUUGCAUAUGAAUAAAAACUGCAAAUAGAUGAAAUUGAGGUCAUACAAAAGCAAAAUUACAAUUCUGUAAUUAUUGUUUAAUGAUUAUAGUUAAUUAAUA